Haemonchus placei is the source of this 573-nucleotide messenger RNA. The record is from the annotation of a GenBank genome assembly. NCBI's taxonomy places the organism in Eukaryota, Metazoa, Nematoda, Chromadorea, Rhabditida, Trichostrongylidae.
AUGUGUUUUGUUGUUGCAAAAGAAUCGACCAUUGAUUGCAUGUACGAGCCCCUUGUGCAGAAGUUUGCUGAAUACCUCGUCGAUUUAGAAAUGGAAUGCGGUUUUCUUCACAUAGCUGAAAAACGUAUCCAAUUACCUACGAUAAUGAGGAAAGUGUUCAAAGAUCUCAAUACAUGUGGCGAAUGCGUAUUCCGAGUUACCGAUCUCACUACGUUGUACUUGAAGUUGUGUCCGUCUUACAGAGGUGUAGAACCUCCGAAGGUGAGUCUGUAUAUGGUUCCCAUGUUUAUCAGAGCAUCACAGUUGAGCCCUGCUGUCAUUGAUAAGAUGGAUGUUCUUUCGCAAAAGAUUAUACCCAAGAUUGAUGGGAUCCGGUGCGUAAAGGAAAUAGCCACCGAAGUCGAAAUCGACGCAGAUUUGGUGAUGCGUUGUGUCAGGAAUUUGCAUUUUUACGAAUGUGUCAGUUUAGUACCACUGUUUUUGUACUCAAACACAUAUGUCGCAACGGAGAAGCUCCAUGAUUUCUACAGCAGCUCGUCGGAAAUAGAGGUAGUACGAUUAUGCUACCUAUGA